AUGUACAUCACCAGCCACGGGGCCUUCUCGGUCUGCACGGAGCUGGACAUGGCGAACAAUGUCUGCAACUUUGUCAAUGAACACCGAUACUUUGCGGAGGUGUCAAUGUACGUGGAAGCCGUCAUGCACGAUUGCACGCUGGUGGCCGAGUCCUUCGCUGAGGUCUUCAAAUUGUCAGGCCACAAGCUUGCCGACAUCCUGUCGCAUUCGCCCCCUUGCGCCACUAUGUUUGUGGAGUAUGCCACGGAGUUCGUCGGUCGCUAUUCCUCACCCGACGUCGAUGCAUUUGCCCACGAUAUUCUGCAAGCAUCCGAAGACUGUGCCAAAAAUGCCAGCGAAUGCAAUUCCUUUUAUUUGGACCUCUACAUGGAUGACAGGAAAGCCAUCCGCUACUUGAGCCUGCAGCCAUUGACCAGCAAGCCGGGACGCACUGCCAGCCCUUCUACCUUUACUGCAAAGGUGUUGAACUCUUCGAGCGUGCCAUCCUUGGAGGAGCUCCGGGAUGCUUUUGUAGAGCUGGACGUGGAGGGUGGCCUUCAUGCGAGGUUCUCUGAGCCGAAGGAGCAAGAGCGUGCUGAAUCUGCGAUCCUGUCUUUGGUAUCCCUGGUGCGGGAUGACUACGCAGCCUACAUCCUGCCCCAGCGAGAGAACGGUCGCCUGACCCGACCACAGUGGCAGCAGCUGCGGAGCGUUCUGGAAUGGGCGGGUCCGACCCAGGAGAAGUUGCAGGCUGCGAUUCUUCUUCUAGCCAUUCGUGGAAUUGGCAAGUUUAGGUCAUUGACGCGCCAGCUGCCUCCAAUUCGACGCCGGCCGGAGGCAGCCGUCCGAUACAUCCUAGAAAACUAUUCAGAUGCCAUGCCUUCCUCAAAAUGCAUGGACCGGAACAUGUCGACAUUGGUGAUGGAUGCCUUGGAGUUGCAGCAGGAAUUCAACUUUGCCCAGAUGUUGCAAGGCGAAAAUGUCGCAGGGAACCUGUGCCAAUUGAAAGACUUCAUGCACACCAAGGGAGGAGAGGACACAUUGAAAUUCUUCGUCCUCAUCUUGCUCGGCUUCAUGUCAGGUCUGGCUGGUGGCACAGGCUCUCGUUUCAUGACCUGCCGCAACGCCGAAACCACGAUCAUGGGCUUGAACACCAUGCAGCAUGUCUUGAACGAGGACCCUGCACGGCUGUACUGGACUUACAUCUACCAUCGAGGAUUGGGUUUGUCGCGGGCUCCGCAGCAUUCCACCGACCUUGCAGUCAUUCGCCUGGCCUGUUUGUGCCGGAUCCAGACGCAAAAGGAUUUCCUUAGCCUGCAGAGAUCCUGGGAUGCCCUUGGCACACCUGAGCAGCAAGAGCUUUGCAAGCAUCUUCUUGCAGAUGGCAUCACCAAUUCGGCUGUGAUUUUUGAGUUCCUGCCCCUAUGCUUGGAGCGUGCCAACACGAACCCCUUUGUCACUGUGCCCUGCUUUCUGGAGGUUUUGGUGGAGUUGAUCCAAGCGGUACGAUCUUCGGAGCCGGCUCUGCAAAGUCGAAUGCUUACUGUCGACUUGGCAGACAUGGCUGCCUUCACGCUCAUGGUUCGGAACAGCUUCAUCUUUCAGACAUGCCUCUCGCGGGCCAAGUUGAACAAACAAGAUGAUCGCUUCUAUUUGGAGGUUACUCAAGAAAAUUGGCGUCGUGUGAGCGAACCUCACACCGACAUCAUCAUGUUGGCGACAUCCGUUCGAGAUCUUGCUCGGAGCCAAGCGAAGGACAUGAGGCUACGGCUCGGCGACGAGGGCUACUGCAGCGUUUGA
Molecule: messenger RNA, 1779 nt
Organism: Symbiodinium sp. CCMP2592
Lineage: Eukaryota; Dinophyceae; Suessiales; Symbiodiniaceae
Source: the annotation of a GenBank genome assembly